ACAAGUCAACCAGCACAAAACUCUCCUGCUUAGGAAGACAGCAUGGGUGACGAGGGCUACUACCCACACGAGUCCAGCUCAGUGUUCAAUGAUCUCCGUCUGCAGGGAGGCUUUUGCGACGCGACCAUCAAAGUCCAGGACGUAUCAUUCCAAGUCCACCGGGUCAUCCUGGCAACAUACAGCCCGUACUUCCUAAACGUCUUCCGAUGCGCGUCACCUCAAGACAAGGUCUUCGACACCCCCGGCCUCUCUCCUGACAUGAUGCAGCUCAUCAUUGAGUUUGUGUACACCGGCUCUGUUUCCGUGAGGGAGGAAAAUGUGCGGGAGCUUCUGCUGGCAGCCGAUCAUCUCCAAGUAGCGGACGUUGUGCAAACGUGCAGCGACUUCCUGGUGGAGCACCUCCGGCCGAGGAACUGCGUCGGCCUCUUCCAGUUUCCCAAUAUCUGCUUCUCCUCCAGCCUGCAGCACAAGGCCUACCGCUACAUCAUUGAUCACUUUGAAGAGGUUGCUCUCUGCGAAGAGUUCCUGCAGCUCUCAGUGCACGAACUCACCGCCAUCCUGGAUAGUGACGACCUAAAUGUGAAUAAAGAGAGCAUUGCGUAUGAGGCCGUCCUUCGCUGGAUUGCCAACGGACCCGAAGAACGAAAAGCACACAUCGCGGUACUCUUGUCUAAGGUCCGGCUGGGCUUGAUGAGCCUGGACUACCUGAUGACCAAAGUGAUUCAAAAUGAGUUGGUCAUCAACAGCCUCGAGUGCAUGCCGAUGGUCGUGAAAACCGCUGAAACCAUGAGCAGCAUCACGACAAGCAGAACUUCUGGGUCUCACCUCAGCAUCCUGGCCAGCCGCCCUCGCCUGCCCUACGCCGUCAUGUUGGCCAUCGGAGGCUGGAGCGGCGGCGACCCAACAAACAGCAUUGAGGCGUACGACAUCCGCGCAGACAACUGGACCAACGUGACCAUCGCCCAAGAGCGACCCCGCGCCUACCACGGCGUGGCUUUCCUCGACGGGAGCGUCUACUGUGUCGGCGGCUCCGACCGGGCGGAGCAGUUCAGCAGCGUGCGCCGGUUGGACCUGAGAACGCACGUCUGGCACGAAGUGGCACCCAUGUUCUCCUGCCGGUGCUACGUGAGCGUCACUGUGCUGGACGGGUACAUCUACGCCAUGGGAGGCUACGACGGGUACACGCGACUUUGCACCGCAGAGCGCUACAGGCCCGAGACCAACCAAUGGAGUCUCAUUGCACCGAUGCAAGAGCACAGGAGCGACGCCAGCAGCACGACCCUCCGCGACAUGGUUUACAUCUGUGGUGGUUUCAAUGGGAUCGAGUGCCUGCAAACGUGUGAGUGUUACAGCCCACGGACCAACCAGUGGACAACGAUCAGCCCCAUGAGCUGCCCGCGCAGCGGAAUCGGCAUCAUCGCGUACGCAGACCGCGUCUACGCAGUUGGCGGCUUUGACGGCUCCAGGCGUCUGUCCACGGCAGAGUUCUACAACCCUUGCACCAACACCUGGCUCAGAGUGAGGUCCAUGAUAACUCCCCGCAGCAACUUCGGCAUCGCAGUGCUGGACAACCAGCUCUUUGUUGUCGGGGGCUUCAACGGCUUCACCACGUCCUGCAACGUCGAGCACUACGACGUGGCUACCGAUGCGUGGGCCGCCGCCCGCAACAUGAACAUCUUCCGCAGUGCGCUGAGUUGCUGCGUGGCGUGCCCGCUCCCCAACGUGGACAAGUACGUUGUCUCCCGUGACGCCCUGCUGCCUUUAUACCUGGACGACGUGUGCGUGGAAUCAGGAGACUCGGACUGA
Molecule: messenger RNA, 1806 nt
Organism: Pungitius pungitius (ninespine stickleback)
Lineage: Eukaryota; Metazoa; Chordata; Actinopteri; Perciformes; Gasterosteidae
Product: kelch-like protein 10
Exons: 5
Coding region: 43-1806 (587 amino acids)
Molecular function (GO): protein binding
Source: RefSeq, a predicted model, not a curated record